This is a messenger RNA of Nilaparvata lugens (brown planthopper), 1978 nucleotides long. RefSeq lists its product as uncharacterized. Bases 151 to 1725 code for a protein of 524 amino acids. The transcript is spliced from 9 exons. The record is from RefSeq and is a predicted model, not a curated record. Lineage: Eukaryota; Metazoa; Arthropoda; Insecta; Hemiptera; Delphacidae.
CUAGAAUGACACUCAGUUUUCAGAGUAAUUUCAGUUUAGUUGCAUUUUUCGUGAGACAAGAGCAGGAUGUUUGACGCCUGUCACAUAUUUCUAUGAACCGAUCAACAUCAGACUAGUACGGUUUGCCAAUGAUCAAGGGAUAUCUUCAUUAUGCACUGGUCAAUUAUCACUCUAUUCAAAUUAUCGUCCAAACAAAUCGAAUUUAUAUUAUUAUACACGAUUAUCUUUGUGUGGGAAUUAAUUUUAGCGGAAAGGCAUUACAAAUUUGGAAAGAAUUAUGGCACAAUCUCAUUAAAUAACAACACAUUCAUGAAUGGUGAAGUGAAUAAAAAUCCUUUGAAUGAUAAUAUUGUUGACACAAAUGGAGAGUUGAAAAUAACAAAUACAAAUCAUUUUUUUAGAAAAAAGUUCAAAGGAGAGCUUAGAAGAGGCUUAUUUUACGUGCAAAACAGCAAUAGUUCGAAUCAGGAGGAAAUUGCUGGAAACACUUUUAUUGAUGGAAAAAUAUUCAACACUAUUAAAGAAAGUAAUAACACACAAUUGUGCUGGCCUUACUUUAUAUUCAAAAGGAGAGUACUCUUGAAAGAAGUUUGCCAGUCAAAAUUAACUAGAAAUAGUAAAAGUGUUGAUGGAGAAAUUAUAAAACCUGGUAACACACGAGGAGGGGGAGGAGUUUUUACAAUGCGUGAAUUGAACCCAAGAAAAUUCGCAAGAUUUUUGAACCUAUUCACAAUCGUGAACUUCCCCAAUGAACUGUGCGUUGAUGGAGAUGAAACAUUUGGAACCUGCUACCACCAAUCAGAAUGCGAGAGACUUGGUGGCUCUGUCAAAGGAACUUGUGCCAAUGGUUAUGGGGUUUGUUGUUACAUUCAAAACACUUGCGGCCAACGAACGAACGCAAAUGGAACUUAUUUUGUUGCCGGAAACUUCUUGGAUACAUCUGAACAUGAUGUGUCUGCAUGCUCCCUCACAAUAGAGAAAUCAGACGCUUCUGUUAAACAGAUUAGAGUUGAUUUCAUUUAUUUUAAGGUAUCUGAUCCUAUCAAUGGAAAUUGUGGAAUUGAUAAAUUUGUAGUAACUGGGCAAAAUAGGAAUAAUAUUGUUCCAGAAAUAUGUGGAGUGAAUACUGGCCAACAUAUUUAUCUAGAUGUUGAUAUGAGUGAAGGUCCAGUUAUGAUUGCGAUUCUGUCCUCAAAAAUGAGAGGAGUACCUAAAAAUUUUGUCAUCAAAGUAUUGCAGCUGAGAGAUGGCGAUGCUCUACUGGCACCUAACAGUUGCCUUCAGUACCAUGUAUCAAAUACUGGCACUAUUAGCAGUUUCAAUUAUCAACCGAAUGCGACUGACUUAUCAAAUGGUUAUAUGAACAAUUUAAACUAUGCGGUUUGUAUAAAAAAAGAAUAUGGAUUUUGUUCUAUAACUUAUUCCAAUCUUAUCAACAAAAUCGAUAUGCCAUUUGAGCUGAAAAACUUGGAUGAAGAUGGGAUGUUCACUGUUAAUCCAGGUGAAGCUGGAGUUGAAUCUUAUAACUGUCCUGAUGACUACAUUGUACUGAAUAAAGUCAAAUUAUGUGGCUAUCGUCUUAAUGAUGCCAGUGAGAAUCCUGACUUCAGAUCCAAUCACCUUAUACGAGAUACUGACAAUGGUCCAUUCGUUGUGUCGGUUCGCACAAAUUCGAAUAUUACUGGGAAAGGAUUUUCACUGCAGUAUAAACAAAUUCCAUGUUGAAGAGUAACAUCAUGAAUUAUAAAAAUAUCGAUAGAAUUACAAAUGAAUCUCAAAUACUCAAUACUAUCGAAGCAGGGUGUGUGAAAAAUAUAUACAAAUCGCACAUACAAUCGAUUAUUCGAUACGUAUUUUGUUUAUAAAUCCAUGUCUGAUAAUACUACCAUACAAUUGGCAAUCCGUUGAUACAAUUUUGCAAUUGAAAAAAUAAUACUUUGUAAAUGAAUAAUUUCCUUAAAAAUAUACAAAAAUUGAA